Molecule: messenger RNA, 804 nt
Organism: Penaeus vannamei (Pacific white shrimp)
Lineage: Eukaryota; Metazoa; Arthropoda; Malacostraca; Decapoda; Penaeidae
Source: RefSeq, a predicted model, not a curated record
GAAGCGUCGCGCGCACAACUCUGCGUGAGCUCGCUGUGUGUGUACCGUUCCGAUAUAAAUAUAAAGGAAAAGAAAAGAAAGCGAAUAGAGAGACGGAGAAAAAAAGGAUAAUUGGACUAAUAUAGUUUAACAAGACUGAGAGGAUUGAAAGGACUGUCAUCGUCGACUUGAUCACGUGUUUUCUUCCUCGCUCCUAAUUGGACAGAUCGCAAUGGGCGGGCGACAGACACUAUUCCUCGCAGCUGUGGUGAUCGCGCUCCAGGUUGUCAUGGCAACGGCGUCCUCAGAUGUGACGUCAGAGGAAGGGAACUCGAGACAGAAGAGGCUGAUCUACAUCCCUAUAACGGAUUUUUUCACCUACAACCAAAUCGUAACGAUCGGCUUCGCUCUCCUCCUGACCGUCGUCGUGGCUUCACUGGCUUACCUGAGCGAAGAUGUCUCCGGUUAUGAGGCCACGACGGGCUACCUGCCGCCACACAGACGCGUCAUCGACAGGAAUGGGAUGCUCAGUGAGUGGAGCGACGACUGGUACAAGUGGGUGCCGGUGCUCGACAACCUGAUGGGGGCAAUGGACAAGUACCAAGGAUUGUACCACUCUGCCUCAGACGUCAGCCAGGAGUGAUCGACACGCCCCUCGACAUGACCUCGACCUCGACCUUGAAGGAAGACUUCCUGAUGAUGCUUUGUGAACCAGAACCAGUUUCUUAAAUAUGAAUGAUGUGAUUUAUUAGAGAAGAAAAAAAAUAUUGUAGUCAGACAUACACAACUGACAAACAUAAGCAUGCAUAUAUAUAUAUAUAUAUA